AUGAACACGGAAGAUCAAGAGGGCAACUGGAAGGACGUCAAGAGGGAGUUGCCAGAUUUGCGUGAGUGGAUCGGCAAAACUCCCUCCCUUUUCCUGCACGAGCUGAGGAGGGGGAAUGUGGUUACGGAAGAGGCGUACUGGAGGGCGUUUACAAUUCCCGACGCCGCCAAACGCGCGGACUCAAUCCUGUUGCCGGUCAUGAGACGAGGGGACGUCAAGUGCCGAGAGCUGUUGGAGAUACUCGAACAACAGCGGAGCAGGGAACGGCAUUUCCUGGACAUGCUGAAGACGAGCCAUGUGUGCUCGCCCACUCUGAACCCCAACUCAGCACACCGAUGGCUCAACAUUUCUUCCGAUCUCAGGACAGUGACAUGUAACAAGGGUGAUCAGCCUUACUCUGAUCACGCAGAGAGGUUUGAGUGGUGGCCAAUAGUCCUCUGCUUCGAGAACUUCUCGUCGGGUGACCACUACUGGGAAGUUGACGUGAGAGCCUCGGAAAACUGUUCUAUAGGUGUCGCACGUGGGUCGAUUCCUCGGAAAUGCCAAGACAUGUCUGGCAGGCUGGGCUGGAAUAAGCAGUCUUGGGCGUUCAUUCAAUGGGAUUCAAAUCAUUCUGCAAGACAUGGCGACCGAUGCAAAACUUAUUCAAAGAUUACGCAUUUACAGAGAGUCGGCGUUCACUUGGACUUUAACGCAGGAAAGCUUUCGUUUUACAACGCCAGCACCAUGGAGCUGUUGCACUCAUUCGAGGACAUUCCAAGUGAGCCGCUCUUUCCGGCUUUCAAAGUGAAGUCGGGCUCAGUCGCGAUUUACGAAGUACAAUCAUUCAAGAACCUGACUGUGGAUGAGAGCAUAGAAGACAUUCAGAUUUGUGAUCACUUUGCAAACAGCGAGGAUCAUCGCACAUAUAACACCGAUGCAGAGAAGGGUGACAGCGAAGAUGCAUUGCUCAGAACGGGGAUGGAGGAGCCUCCGGUGGUACGAGAGUUGAUCGGUAGGAUCCCUGCAAUGCUACAUCACGAGUUGCUCAUCCAGGGUCUCAUCACGCAAUCUGAGCUCUCAGAAGUCUAUUCGAUGCCCCACGCGUCAGCACGAGCUGACUUCAUCAUAAGCCGCCUCGAUCGCAAGCAGGAAGAGAGCCCGCAACUCCAAGAGAUUCUGCGUGAACAUCGUGAAAAGCAAGAGGCAUUCCUGAAAAUGAGGAGGGAAUCGAACACUUGCUCGCCGACUUUGAACCCAAACACGGCACAUCGGAACCUCCAGAUAUCUGCCGACUUUAAAACCGUCAGGACCUCCACACACACCCAACCUUACCCUGACAACUCAGACAGGUUUGACCACUACCAAGUGGUCAUUUGCUCUGAGAAAUUCUCGUCGGGUCGCCACUACUGGGAGGUGGACGUGAGGGGUUCUGAGAAAUUUAACAUCGGUGUUACGUAUGACGCGAUACCACGGGAAGGUGAUGACAAAGCCUGUAAAAUUGGUUUCAAUAAAGUUUCGUGGAGCUUUAAGAAAAGGGGCAACACAUACAAGGCGGUACAUAACGAGACGGAAACAAACCUGUCGGUGCGAGAUGCUCCCAAAAGAGUCGGGGUUCACCUGGACUGGGAGGCGGGCGUCUUGUCAUUCUACAGCGCCGACUCCAUGUCGCUGCUGCAUCGAUUUCAAGGAAAAUUUGAUCGAGAGCUGUACCCUGCAAUGGCCGUGUUGCGUGAAAGUCUCUCAAUAUGCCCGUUGCCGUACGCAGACGCUCGUUGUUAGAGAUGGGAGGCCCCUAUUUGAGUGGUUGCCCAUGCGACCCCUGUAUGUAUAUAGAGUAACUCCCUGGCCAACCGCGAGGGUUCAGGUUCCUGAAAAACCUCGCGGUUGGUAAAGUUACAGGGGGCCUAUGGGUAGUAGGGGGGUAGGGGAACCACAGCCGUGGUCAGACUCGCCACAGCUUAACUAAGUUGCCUGAUUAUAAUCAGGCAACUUAGU
Molecule: messenger RNA, 1977 nt
Organism: Lethenteron reissneri (Far Eastern brook lamprey)
Lineage: Eukaryota; Metazoa; Chordata; Hyperoartia; Petromyzontiformes; Petromyzontidae
Product: tripartite motif-containing protein 75-like
Molecular function (GO): protein binding
Source: RefSeq, a predicted model, not a curated record